Messenger RNA from Parastagonospora nodorum SN15, 708 nucleotides. RefSeq lists its product as hypothetical. Gene Ontology annotation, molecular function: transmembrane transporter activity. Lineage: Eukaryota; Fungi; Ascomycota; Dothideomycetes; Pleosporales; Phaeosphaeriaceae. Bases 1 to 708 code for a protein of 235 amino acids. The record is from RefSeq and is a predicted model, not a curated record. Gene Ontology annotation, biological process: transmembrane transport. The transcript has 3 exons.
AUGCGCAGAGCAGGUCGAAAUGAGAGACUGGACGUCCCAGAUGAGAUGAAACAAAGAGGACCAAAGCAGUUGUUCGGCACUGCACUUGCGCGACCAUUCCGAUUCUUGGCUGGUGAGGCUAUCGUGCAAUUUGGUGCUGCGUACAAUGGCUUCUUAUAUGGUUUAUCGUUUCUCUUCAACGGAGCCUUUCACAUUAUCUUUGGUCCUGAUGGUUACGGUUUCAAUACCAUCGGGGUUGGAAUAUGCUUCCUAGGGAUUGUCAUCGGCAUUACCCUUGGCCUGGUCACGAACAUAUACCAGGAGCGCUACUAUCAACGACGCGUCGCGCAAGCUGGUGGCCGCGACAUACCAGAGGCUCGAGUGCAUCAUGCGAAACUGGCAUCCAUCAUUUUACCUCUGUCGCUACUUGCUUUCGCGUUCCUCGCAACGCCGGAUGUGCAUCCAUUCUUUCCAGUAUUUGCUUCAGCAUUUUGGGGGUGGUCGUUCUACACACUGAUUCUCAUGACUCUGACCUACACCGAGGAUGCAUACAAGACAUUUUCAGCCUCUGCGCUCGCAGGCAUCGGGCUCGUCCGCAACAUGGCCGGCGCAGGCUUCCCUCUCAUUGGACGUAGCUUGUUUCUGCAUGUUGGCACACGGAAUGCAAGUCUGGUACUCAUGGCGAUUGCCCUCAUUGAGGAGGAGAAGCCCUUGGGCUGUGGCGCAUGA